CGUGCGGCUGGGUAAAAUGGCUGUAUGUAGCCGAGCCUCGUGUUGGUUGGGUUUUCUCGCUGCCUCUGCCCGGGCUCAGUAACACAACUCCCACAACAAUUUCUGCCGCUGUCUCACGCAUUGCAUGGAGCCUCCAUCAUCUCUCUGACCCGUUUGCGGAGCCGGAACCGCGGGGAUGGCCGCCGGAUUCGGUCCGGUGUGAGGGGUGGGAAUGAAUCGGCACAAGGAUAAAUGGUUCUAAACAAUUAUUUAUAUUCAAUGCGAGCUUGUGAUUGUGACUGAGAGAGAGGGAGAGAGCGGUGGUGGGGGGUGUAUAUCAUGGCCGCUCAGGUCGCCACUCUUAACACUAGCCCGCCUUCCGAACUCAAAAAGCCGGAUCGGGACCCCAAGGAGGAGUCGGUACCGGGGGAGAAGCAGUCGGACAAAAAGCAGCCGGGCUUGGACAGCGGAUCGCCGGGCCGGGGGGAGCUGCAGGACGGGGCCGAGGGUGGAAAUGCAGGGGGAGGAGGGGAACCUGAGAUGAAGAACGGGAAUGGGAACCCGCCCAGGGCUAACAAUAAUAAUCAGAAUGACUCUGUUGGACCGGAGGGAAACAACCAUCCCGGCUUGGUGCAUCACCACGGAACCGCUUUCCCUCCACCUUCGUACGGAUACAGUCAGCACUACGGUCGGACCCCUUUUCAUCAACAUGGCGGACAACAAAGCCCUGGCAUGGCAGCUGCUGCGGGUCCGGUCGUGCAGUCGAGCAACAUGAUGGAUCCGUAUCAACCCAAUUCCCACGAACAUGGCUUUUCGAACCACCAGUUCAACAACUACAACCCAUUCCCGAACAGGACUCCCUAUCCCGGCCAAGCGUACGCCAUGAACUCCCCGCGCAGCACCCAGGCGCCGACAGCUGGUGGGCAGCCAGCUAAGCAGCAGCCACCGGCGGGAGGACCCACGGCGAUGGCUGGAUCUUACAGUAACCAGAGAUAUAACAUUGGGAACCCUCAGCCCACGUCCACGCCGACACUCAACAAGCUCCUGACCUCCCCGAGCUCGACGCGGGGAUAUCCAAACUACCCGUCCGGCGACUACACUAGCCAGGACGGAGCUAGCAAGGGACCAGCAGACAUGGGCAGCAGCGGUCAGUAUGGAGGGAGCAACCCGGGCUGGCAACAAAGAAGCCAUCACCCGUCGCCCAUGAGCCCGGGAAGUGCCGGGCAGCCGCUAGCUAGGAGCCAGCAGCCACCUGGUCCCAUGGACCCAAUGGGAAAGAUGAGAGGCCAACUAUACGGAGCCGGUAGUCCAUACGCUCAGCAGUCGCCACAGGGGCCUCCUACGGGUCCACAACAGGGGCCUGGUUACCCAGGCCAGGGUUAUGGCCCUGCAGGUCCCCAGAGAUACCCUGUGGGAAUGCAAGGACGUUCACCUGGAGGCAUGGGCACCAUGCCAUAUGGUCCACAGAUGGGAUCAUAUGGACAGCAGGGACCAGGAGGCUAUGGCGCUCAGGGCCAGGCACCAUACUACGGCCAGCCCGGCCAGCCUCCUCAUCCAAGCCAGCAGCAGACCCCCUACUCGCAGACCCCUCCGGGAACACCAGGUGGCCAGACACCUUACCAAGGGCAACCCCACCCUGCGCCAACUUCUGCUCCUCAUACCCAGGGAGGACCGCCGUAUCAGCAGCCCCACAUGCCCCAACAGCCCCAGGGGCCACUGCCAGGCCCGUCCCAAGGGCCCCCACAGUCUCAGCCACCGUACGCUCAGGCUUCAGCACCACCGUCUGGCCAGUCUCCCUACACCCAGCAGCAGGGUCCUCCUAGUCAGACCCAGCAGCAGCCAAGUUCCCAGGCUCCACCUGGAUCACAGGGCCAGUCCAGCUACCCGGGAUCCACACAGGGGCCUCAGCAGCCUCCCUCGCAGCAACAGCAGGCACAGUCUCAGCCUCCACAGCAGCCACCGGGACACAGCCAACACCCACAGGGCCAGCCUGCAGCGUACCCUCAGAACCCGCAGCAGCAAGCACAACAGUCACCUUAUCAGCGGUUUCCUCCUCCACAACAGCAGGAGGUAUCCCAGGAUUCAUUUCAGUCCAACGCCCCUCCAUCCACUCAGCCUAAAUCUGGCCCAGAGGACAGUCAAGGCCGCCCCUCCAGUCUCCCGGACCUGUCGGGAUCCAUCGACGACCUGCCGACAGGUACAGAGGGCGCCCUGAGUCCCGUCGUGAGCACGUCAGGUGUGUCGAGCAGCCAGGGCGAGCAGAGCAACCCGGCUCAGUCGCCCUUCUCCCCUCACACGUCUCCCCACCUGCCAGGCAUCCGAGGGCCUUCACCUUCCCCAGCUGGCUCCCCUGCCGGUGCCAGCACGCCCCGCACAGGACCGCUGUCACCCGCCAACAUGCCAGUGACCCAGAUGCCUCCCAGGCCGUCAAGUGUGCAGUCAGACGGGAGCCUACAUCCGGCAAUGAGCCAGUCUCCUAUGACCCAGGACAGAGGGUUUAUGCAGAGAAACCCUCAGAUGCCCCCAUAUGGCUCCCCCACGUCAGCCUCUGCACUGUCGCCGAGGCAGUCCUCAGGGGGACAGGUUCAUCCUGGGAUGGCCCCAUAUCAGCAGAACAACUCUAUGGGUGGCUACGGGCAGCAGGGGGGACAGUACGGCCCCCAAGGUUAUCCCCGUCAACCUGGCUAUGGCAACAUGCCCAACGCCAACUACCCCGGGCCGGGCAUGGGUCCAAUCAACCCCAUGGCAGGACAAAGUGGGGGUCCACCAUAUGCUGGCAUACCUCCAGGAAGGAUGCCACCGAAUCAAAUGGGGGCACGGCCCUAUGGACCCAACAUGGGCCCAAACAUGGGCCCAAACAUGGCCCCCAACAUGGGCCCAAACAUGGCCCCAAACAUGGCCCCAAACAUGGGCCCAAACAUGGGCCCUAACAUGGGUCCAAACGUGCCUCCCAACAUGGUAAACCUGCCACCCCAGGUAGCCUCAGGAAUGUGUCCACCUCCUGGCAUGAACAGAAAGCCGCAAGACCCAGCAGCCAUGCAGCACCCGGCCACCAACUCCAUGCACAACAGGAUGCCUGGUUACCCCAACAUGGCUCCAGGCAUGAUGGGGUCCGGACCACCUUAUGGCCCUCCCAUGAACAACAUGCCUGGAAUGAUGAACACACAAGGCGGAUCACCUUAUCCAAUGGGGCCAAACAUGGCCAAUAACUCAAGUGGUAUGGCCCCCAGUCCAGAGAUGAACAAUAAGAUGAAUAACAAAGUAGAAGGGACUCCAACACCCAAGCCAGAACCUAAAGCCAAGAAGUCCAAUUCCUCCACCACAACCAACGAAAAGAUAACACGACUGUACGAGUUAGGACCCGAGCCCGAGAGAAAGAUUUGGGUUGAUCGUUACUUGGCCUUCAUUGAAGAGAAAGCCAUGCCCAUGACCAACCUGCCUGCUGUAGGACGCAAACCCCUUGACCUCUUCCGUCUGUAUAUGUCGGUUAAAGAAAUAGGAAGCAUGGCCCAGGUGAGUAAGAAUAAGAAGUGGCGUGAUCUGGCCACUUCCCUGAAUGUGGGUACGUCAAGCAGUGCUGCCAGUUCUUUGAAGAAACAGUACAUCCAGUGUCUGUAUGCCUUUGAGUGCAAAGUGGAGCGUGGUGAGGACCCUCCUCCUGAGAUUUUUACAGACAACAAAAAGAACCAGGCUGCUAAGGUCCAGCCACCGUCUCCAGCGUCCCUCUGCUCCACAGCUGGGUCAGGCUCUCUGCAGGGUCCCCAGACACCCCAGUCCACCAGCAGCUCCAUGGCCGAGGGGGGAGACUUAAAACCUCCCACCCCGGCCUCCACCCCUCACACCCAGAUGCCACCCGUGUCCAGGAGCAGCGUUAACCUGCAGGACCCCUUCUCCGAAGGAAAUGACCCCGCUUUCCCGAGGAAGAACAUGACGCCCAACUCAGCCUAUCAGUCCGGCAUGAACACACCAGACAUGCAGGGGCGCAUGGGAACCUACGAACCCAACAAGGACCCCUUUGGUAACAUGCGGAAAGUCGGGGAGCAGUUUUUACCUGCUAGCCAGGGCCCUAACAGCGGGGUGGGUGACCAGCAGCAGCAACCACCACAACAGCAACAGCAGCAGCCUCCAUUCAACAGAGGACCACCUGGGGCAAUGGGCUCGAUGCCAAUGGGGCCCAGACAACAGUAUCCUUAUGGACCAGGCUACGACAGGAGAUCCGAGCAGGGAAUAGGCCCAGAGGGCAACAUGGUAUCGGGAGCUCCUCCGCCAAACCCUAUGAUGCCUGCCAAUGCCGAUGCAGGGAUGUAUUCGCCAAAUCGCUUCCCACCACAGCAGCCACGGCAUGAUUCCUAUGGUAAUCAGUAUCCUGGACAGGGAACGCCCCCUAGCGGCUCCUUCCCAAAUCAGCAGCCUGGAAUGUAUCCACAACAACAGAGUUACAAGCGUCCUGUGGAGGGCGGUUACCCUCCAUCAAAACGUCAUGAGACUGAGUACAGUGGGCCUUUCCCUGGUGGACAACAACCACCGCAGCAGCAGCAGCAAGGAGGCUCCUCUGCACCCUCUUCAGGACAGCAGGAGUCGUACAAUCAGUUCAGCGGCAGUGGGCCCUUCCCUGGCCCUGAUCGCCGUCCACCUGGCCCAGGCAAUCAGUUCCCAUUCCCGUUUGGUCGUGAACGGAUGCAGGGAGCGACAGGGCCCAACGCUCAGCCCAACAUGCCCCCUCAGAUGAUGCAGUCAGGCCCAGAGGGUCCUCAGGGAGGCAUGUGGCAAGGACCGCGAGACAUGAACUAUCAGAACUACCCUAGCCGGCAAGGUGGCCCCGGGGGCCCACCCCAGGGGCCUGGUUACCCUGGCAUGACCCGCCCUGAGGAGAUGAUGUCAUCAGAACAGCGCAUGAAUCAUGACGGCCAGUGGGGUGGUCAGAUGGGCCCAAGGCAGCCUCCCUAUGGUCCAGCAGGGCCCGGCCAAGCCAUGCCUCGCUCAGUACAGUCUAACUACCAGCCCCCUCAGGGUGUGCAGAACCACAUUCCACAGGUGUCCAGCCCGGCCUCCAUGCCUCGCCCGAUGGAGAGCAGGACAUCACCUAGUAAAUCUCCAUACAUGCACGGAGUAAUGAAGAUGCAGAAGGCUGGACCCCCAGUGCCUGCAUCUCACAUAGUGCCCCCUCCGGUGCAAUCGCCUCUAAUAAGGCGAGACAUGCCUUUCCCCCCAGGCUCUAUAGAAGCUACGCAUCCUGUCCUGAAACCACGUCGGAGACUCACCAUGAAAGAUAUCGGAACGCCAGAGGCCUGGAGAGUCAUGAUGUCAUUAAAGUCUGGUCUAUUGGCUGAGAGUACGUGGGCCUUAGAUACCAUCAACAUUCUCCUUUAUGACGACGGCAGUAUUUCCACCUUCGAGCUAAACACGCUGCCUGGGAUGCUGGAGUUGGUGGUUGAGUAUUUCCGACGCUGCCUCAUUGAAAUCUUUGGCAUUCUGCGGGAGUAUGAGGUUGGAGAUCUUGGCCAGAGGACACUAAUUGAUCCUGAUGCCUUGAAACAAGAUUGGGACAGCAUGGACGAAGAGGAGCCACGGGCUGAGGACAUGGAACAAGACGACGAGGAAGACGAAGAAGAAGAGGAGGAGCGAGAAACGGACGGGCCAGCUCGCGUGAAAGAGGAGGAAGAGCAAGAGCAGUGCAGCAAAUCUCGGGGUAAAGAUGAUAAGACGGAAGAUGAGGAGAGGAAGAGCAAGGGUUCUUCAUCUGAACAGACAAGCUCACUCCAAUCGUUACCUGCCCACGAGAGACCCAAACAGUCCAGCAAGUUUGACAAAUUUCCCGUUAAGGUGGUACGAAAGAAAGACCUGUUUGCUCCUGGCCAGUCCAAUAAUCAUGGCAAACUGCAGGAGUUUGACAGUGGGUUACUUCACUGGAGUGCUGGAGGGGGGGACUCAACAGACCACAUCCAGACCCACUUUGAACCACGCAAAGACUUCUUGGAGCCUCGAGUGCGAAUGCCCGUGCCCCAGGUUUUACUGAAGAGACGAAUUCCAGAAGAAGAGCUGCAGGACAUCUGGUUACCAAAUGAGGAGGAGAAGAGGAAGCAUCAAGAUGAAGAAGAAAGGCCUAAAGAGUCAUCUUCCUCAGAGAAAGCAGCCGUCUCGGAGAAGGCCAGCCCCUCACCCAGCAGUGAGGAGGAGAGGAAAACACAGUCUGAGACAAAGACAGUUGAGGAAGAAGCUGCAAGUCUCUUGGAGAUGAACAGACCUUUUCUCUCCUCCAGCUUUGUUUUAACCCAGCGGUCGAAGCAGAUUGGUGCCAUCUUGGAGGAUGAGCCUCACAGUAAAGACGAGGGGCCGCUCAUUGCACUGGCUAACUGGCAGGAUUCUUUAGCCCGCCGUUGCGUUUGCAUCUCCAAUAUUGUCCGCAGUCUCUCCUUUGUGCCAGGCAAUGACCACGAGAUGUCCAAACAUCCAGGGCUGUUGCUGCUGCUAGGUCGCUUGAUCCUGCUCCACCACAGGCACCCUGAACGCAAACAGGCCCCGCUCACUUACGAGAAAGACGAGGAUUCAGAAGAGGGAAUGGGCCAAAGGGAUGAAUGGUGGUGGGACUGUUUGGAGCUCCUGAGGGAGAACACGCUGGUCACUUUGGCAAACAUCUCAGGCCAGCUGGACCUCUCCAUCUACCCCGAGAGCAUCUGCUUGCCCCUAUUGGAUGGUCUUCUCCAUUGGGCUGUCUGCCCCUCAGCAGAAGCCCAGGACCCCUUCCCCACGUUGGGCCCACACAGUGCUUUGUCACCUCAGAGACUGGUCCUGGAGACGCUAAGCAAAUUAAGUAUCCAAGACAACAAUGUGGACCUCAUCUUGGCUACUCCACCAUUCAGCCGGUUAGAAAAGCUCUACGGAAACCUGGUGCGGCUGAUUGGAGACAGAAAGGUUGCAGUCUGCAGGGAGAUGGCCGUGGUCCUCCUGGCCAACCUUGCCCAGGGUGAUACUAUGGCAGCCCGAGCAAUUGCUGUUCAGAAGGGUAGUGUGGGCACCUUGCUGGGUUUCCUGGAGGAUAGUCUGGCUGCCACUCAGCUUCAGCAGAGCCAGAGCUCACUACUACACCUACAGGGGAUGCACUUCGAACCCACAAGCCCGGACAUGAUGCGGCGAGCUGCCCGGGCUCUGCACGCCUUAGCCAAGGUGGAGGAGAACCAUUCAGAGUUCACACUACACGAGUCCCGACUCCUCGACCUUUCAGUGUCUCCCCUAAUGAACUCGCUGGUUUCUCAUGUUAUCUGUGAUGUACUCUUUUUGAUUGGCCAGUCAUGACAGCUGUAGGGAGCCGUGGCUCCUCGUUUUGGGGGGGUUUCUCCCCUAUCCCCUCUUCCCUGGUAACCUGGCUUGUGUGUGUAACAGGGCAAGGAAAGUUCAAGUGACUGUCUUUAAUUUAUGAAAAUCCUUCAGAUUCCAUUCUCUGAGCCCUCCCCAGGCCGUCCUUGCUCGAGGAGGAUAAUCACAGAGCUGUGGUGGAUUACAAACCAGAGAGAUGCCCACAAAGGGACACUACUUGCAACACGAAUGCCAACUGGAUGACAUGGAGCAGAGCACCGCGGUUGGGAGACUGUUCUGCACUUGGGGGAAAGAACUUUUUAAUAAAGAUAAAUAAAUGAAUAAAUAAAUAGCUGAAAAACAAAAACUGUAACCAAAGUUGCUGUCUCGUUUACAGUGAGUUUUGGAGACACAGUGUGCCCUAGCUCUCGCCUCGGGGCACAGAGAGUCUAACUGGUUGACGUUCAGAGGUGAAGCAGACUGACAAGUGGCCUACUGGUUAUAGUUGCUGUAGUUGGAUUCUCACCAGUCAGCCCGGCAGCAGACAAAGUGCUGUCAGUAGACACCUUCACCAGGGAGGCCUGUGCAGUGUGCAGUAGAUUGUAGGACAUUUUCUGUACCAUACUGCUCUUGAGUGUAAGCAUUCUGUACCACACGUUUCACACAGAAGCUGACGAUGCAGCUCUUCUAGAGUUUUGAGGUCAUUUUAGUUUGGUGUUAAACAGAAAAUGGCUUUCUUCCCCAAAGUAUCAAGAACCUACAACACCCUUACCUCCUCUUAUCCCUUGAUUGUAUGAAUACCCUUAUGAAAAGAAAUCACCUCUUAGGACUGGUUUUAAACUUCAAAUACAGCUUUGCUGUGGUGUAUAUAUAAUGUUGUACAUUACACUUCCUUUCUCUGUGUCUGUCUCUGUCUGUGUCACUAUUCUCACACUUGUUUUUGGUGAGGGAUGGAGGCUGACUUGUGAGUUUGGUCCGUGACCUCCAGUCCCUGCCGAUUUAGACCCACUCCUCUGGUCUCUCCACAGCUCUGUAGUACGGCAGACACGGCUCGACCCUGUUAUCUCCUGGUACAACAGAAAUAAACUAGAUGAAGUACACAUUGACAACUUUUCUCCGAUCAUGGAUUCUGCAUAUUUGUAUUUCAGACUAUGUAGCUAAGACAACAUGUAAAUUCCUCCCUUUCCCUUUUUUGGCUCAACGAAUAUCAUUUAUUCAGUAUGAAAUCUUUAUACUAUAUGUUCCACGUGGUAAGAAUAAAUGUACAUUAAAUCUU
Messenger RNA from Hippoglossus stenolepis (Pacific halibut), 8548 nucleotides. RefSeq names its product AT rich interactive domain 1Aa (SWI-like) (gene arid1aa). Gene Ontology annotation, cellular component: brahma complex; SWI/SNF complex; nucleoplasm. The transcript is spliced from 20 exons. The record is from RefSeq and is a predicted model, not a curated record. The coding region runs from base 319 to 7272 and encodes 2317 amino acids. Gene Ontology annotation, biological process: positive regulation of DNA-templated transcription; regulation of transcription by RNA polymerase II; chromatin remodeling. Gene Ontology annotation, molecular function: nucleosome binding; DNA binding. NCBI's taxonomy places the organism in Eukaryota, Metazoa, Chordata, Actinopteri, Pleuronectiformes, Pleuronectidae.